Molecule: messenger RNA, 1947 nt
Organism: Rhagoletis zephyria (snowberry fruit fly)
Lineage: Eukaryota; Metazoa; Arthropoda; Insecta; Diptera; Tephritidae
Gene: bbc
Product: choline/ethanolaminephosphotransferase 1 bbc
Biological process (GO): phosphatidylethanolamine biosynthetic process
Cellular component (GO): Golgi apparatus; endoplasmic reticulum membrane
Molecular function (GO): diacylglycerol cholinephosphotransferase activity; ethanolaminephosphotransferase activity
Source: RefSeq, a predicted model, not a curated record
CAUUUCUUGAUCCAUCGUUUGUAUGUCAAUUUCGUUCAGCGGUUUGCAUUUUUUUGCACAGAUCUGGUUGCAGUGCAUUUUCAUCGGAUCGCGACGUGGAAAUUUGUUUGAAAAAAUGUGCUUAUGGUAAAAUAUUGGAGUUUUCAAUAGCCGCAAUGAAAAAUGUGUAAUAAAAAAUUCAAUCAAGCAGAAAAGUUUUGAUAGAUCGUCGAAUUGUGGAGAAUUUAAUGCGUGCGUGCGUUUGUAUUUGCGAAAAGUCUGCUGUUUUUUUUUUUUCUUGUAGCUGAGUUGGUGAAAAAACUAGCGCAACUCAAUUGCUGACUUCGGAAAUGUCAAACACGUGAAUUAUUUGCAAAAGAUAAAGGAAAAGAAAAACCUGUGCAAAGAAGUGGAAAAAUCAAAAAUCACCCCGAACAGGAAGAAAAUAUUAGAUAUUUAUUAUUAUAUUUACGCACAUAGUAUAAUUUAAGUCCAUAUUUGCUUGUGCUAAUUGAAAUAAAAAAAUCUGUGCUACUCGAUAAAUAAGCAAAAUAAUCUGAAAUAGUGUGCUACCUCUACUACAACAAACAAAAAUUUCAAUUGUACCAACGGAAUGCCAUCAAUCACCUACAAGGAGCGCGUACUCAGCGCACAACAGCUCAAAAAGCUGUCGGAACACAAAUACUCCUGUAGCAGCAGUAGUCUGUUGGAUCCAUGGCUACAGCCAUGGUGGAAUUGGCUUGUCUCAAAGACGCCACUUUGGCUGGCCCCCAAUCUCAUUACAAUCAUUGGACUGAUUGUCAACAUUGUGACAACAUUAAUAUUAGUAUCAUAUAGUCCCGAUGCCAAGUCGCCGCCACCCGCCUGGACUAGCCUACUCUGCGCGUUUGGCCUAUUCAUCUAUCAGAGUUUAGAUUCGAUUGAUGGUAAGCAGGCGCGUCGCACAAAUACCUCAUCACCAUUGGGUGAGCUUUUCGAUCAUGGUUGCGAUUCGAUUUCGACCGUUUUCGUGGCGCUUUCGGCGUGCAUAUCCUGCCAGUUGGGACAAUAUCCAAAUUGGUUAUUCUUUCAGUGCUUCUGUGCCAUUGCGUUGUUCUAUUGCGCUCAUUGGCAGACAUACGUUUCGGGUACUUUGCGGUUUGGCAAAAUCGAUGUGACCGAGGCGCAAUUCACCAUCAUGGCUAUACAUGUUAUAUCGGCCGUAUUCGGUCCGGAUGUGUGGCAAUCGCGGAUUCCCCUGAUUGGCGGUCGUUGGAAUUAUAUCAUUUUAAUCGGCAUUACUUUGGGUUAUCUCGUGAAUAUGAUCAACUUUUCGAAAAUGUUUGUCGAAGGCGGCAGUGGCAAGAAUGGUUCCUCCGUUGCUGGUACCAGCGUACUUUCGCCCAGCAUACCAUUGACAAUGGUCAUUUUGCCCGCACUGAUAAUUGCUCAAAAAUCACCACAAAAUAUUUUCACCGAACACUCAGCGUUGUACAUAUUGGCAUUUGGCAUGGUAGCGGCCAAAGUCACCAAUAAGCUGGUGAUCGCUCACAUGACAAAAGCCGAAAUGGAAUAUCUGGAUUGGUCGCAAUUGGGUCCAGCGUUGCUAUUCUUUAAUCAAUACUUCAACUGUGUGCUGCCGGAAAUCUGGUUGCUAUGGUUUACGCUGAUCUGGGGCACGCAGGAUCUCAUACGCUAUUGCUCAAAGGUUUGCGUGGAGAUUUGCAAUCAUUUGCACAUUUAUCUCUUCACGAUCCCUCAUCCGGGAAAAAAUUCGACACAAACCGUGAGUCAAGGUACAAAUGCGCCCACUACAAGUAUGAGCAUGAGCGCGUCAGCGGCAGCUGUGGCGCAAGACAAGAACGGUGGAACACAUCAUCGGAAGUCGACGCGGCAGGCUAGCAAAAAGCAGCAACAACAACAGCACUAGAAUUUAAUUUGCAGUUAUGUAAUAUAUAAUUCAUACAUAGAAAAUCAAGAAAACAAAAG